Messenger RNA from Lineus longissimus, 1520 nucleotides. Its product is annotated as zinc finger protein 271-like. The record is from RefSeq and is a predicted model, not a curated record. Gene Ontology annotation, cellular component: nucleoplasm. The annotation marks the transcript as partial. Gene Ontology annotation, molecular function: RNA polymerase II cis-regulatory region sequence-specific DNA binding; DNA-binding transcription repressor activity, RNA polymerase II-specific. The transcript has a single exon. NCBI's taxonomy places the organism in Eukaryota, Metazoa, Nemertea, Pilidiophora, Heteronemertea, Lineidae. Gene Ontology annotation, biological process: regulation of transcription by RNA polymerase II.
UGUGAUCAGGCAUUUAUUAGUUCAUCAAACCUUGAAGGACACAAGCGUAUUCAUACGGGGGAGACACCUUUUGCCUGUGACCAGUGUGAUAAAGCAUUCACAACAAAUAAUGGUCUCAAUCGGCAUAAACGUAUCCAUACAACAGAUAAACCAUUUGCAUGUAACCAGUGUGAUAAAUCAUUUAUAACUUCUUCUAAUCUUAAAGAACACAAACAAAUCCAUGCGGGAGAAAUACCUUUUGCCUGCAACCAGUUCCAAUUCAUCACUUCAUCUGAUCUUGCCGAACACAAACCUAUUCAUACAGGAGGAAGACCAUUCGCAUGUGACCAGUGUGAUAAAUCGUUUAUAACUUCAUCUAAUCUUGUGGAACACAAGCGUACUCAUACUGGAGAAAGGCCAUUUGCCUGCGUCGAGUGUGACAAAACAUUCACAACAAAUAGUUCUCUCAAUCGACAUAGACGUAUUCAUACGGGAGAGAAACCAUUUGCAUGUGACCAGUGUCCUAAAACAUUCUCAGCAAGUGGCAGUCUUGACCGACAUAUGCUUACUCAUACAGGAGAAAGACCAUUCACCUGUGACCAGUGUGAUAAAUCAUUCACCACUUCAUUUAAUCUUGCGCAACACAAACAUCUUCAUACCGGUGAAAGACCGUAUGCUUGUGACCAGUGUGAUAAUCAUUUCGCCAAGCUUAAUAACCUGAAGGCGCAUAAACUUGUUCAUACAGGAGAGCGACCGUAUGCCUGUGAUCAGUGUGAUAAAACAUUCAAACGCAGUAAUGAUGUGAAUCAGCACAAGCGAUUCAUUCAUCUAGGAGAAAAACAAUUUGCCUGUGACCAGUGUGACAAAACGUUCAAGAGAUGCGGAGAACUUACCCGGCACAGACUGAUUCAUUCGGGAGAAAAACAAUUUGCCUGUGACCAGUGCGAUAAGACAUUCACACAGCGUAGUGGACUGCAUCAGCAUAAAAUGAUUCACACAGGAGAAAAACCAUUUGCUUGUGACCAGUGUGAUAGAACAUUCAGGUGCAGAGGUGAUCUCAAUUGUCAUAAGCGUCUUCACACUGGUGUAAGACCAUUUGCCUGUGAUCAGUGCGAUAAAGUAUUCACACUGAGUACGACACUCAGUCAGCACAAACUGAUUCAUAUGGGGGAAAGACCUUAUGCCUGUGAUAUGUGUGAUAAUACAUUCACACAGAGAAGUGGCCUCUAUCAUCAUAAACGAAAGAUUCAUAAAGAAAAGUGACCAUGGGAUUGUUACUAGAUAGUCAUACUAAAUCACACAGAGUUGUGGUCUUUAUAAGCAAGAGGUUAAUUCUGGAGAAGAAAAAUUUGGCUGUGACCAGUGUGAUACAAGAUACACUCAGUAUCUGCAUAGGCCUAAUUAGAUUCAUACUAAAAAGAUCAUUUCUCUCUGACCAGUACAUGUAUGAUAAGCAUUCACAUAGAGAUGUGCCCUUCCUGGCCUAAACUUAUCGAAACAGGAGAAAGACCAUUUCUCUGUGACCCGUGUGAUAGAUCAGU